Messenger RNA from Lolium perenne, 1519 nucleotides. RefSeq lists its product as uncharacterized. NCBI's taxonomy places the organism in Eukaryota, Viridiplantae, Streptophyta, Magnoliopsida, Poales, Poaceae. The record is from RefSeq and is a predicted model, not a curated record.
GGUCGCCCGGUUGGAGAUGCCCUUAGGGAGCGAGGAGUUGCCCGCAGAUGUCGAAUUGGAAGAUCCAGACGGCGCCGGCGAUGCAGGCCCCAUGGUACAGCUCAAGGUUUCACUCAGCUGGUUCUCAAGUCAGAUCUAUAAUUCCCAUUGUACAAUUUGAUGGAGAAUUUGAAGCCGCACCUCCGCUGAUGCCAUCUCCCGAUUCCACCUCCAGCAUUGAGUUUCCAGGUAUAGAUUCGGGCUGGAUCGAACGAGAAGACGCCAUGCGGUCGGAAAUUCCGUCUACAGCCCAAGCCGGAGCGGUGAUUCCGGUAGCUAUGGGAGCAGCGGCGGCGGCGGUGAGCUAUGUCGAGGACCGGGCGGAAGUUCCAGGACAUCGACGGAAGAUGCCGCUAGCUUCCAGCCUCGCAGGUUUGCCGCCACCCCCGGGGUCAUGGGACAACAGGGGAUGUGAUAUUGAACCACAAGAGUUGGAGAAUGACAUUCCAUAUGGUCUAUAUACUGAAACUAACGCAUCACCGCAUACGGGGGAGAAGAGUUCACCAGAAGAGGAAGAACUGAAUACACAAGAGGAUUAUGGUGUUUAUGCCAAUGUGGGAUGUAUGAGCAUAUGGGUAUGAUUUGUUGCCAUGUUAUAAGGGUCCUAUCCUUCUUGGGAAGAACCGAAAUACCAGGUUGUCACAUAAUGCAGAGAUGGACCAGAAAUGCAUGCAUUGUACCAGAAGGAUAGUCAUGCGGUGCAGUCUACAAGUUUCCGCCACACCACGCUCUACGGGAACUGCACUUGAGAUGGUAUAGUUAGGUGACUCGAAUCCAGAGUCAUUCGAAGUUGCUAUGAGCAGUAUGUUAGAUGCAAUGCCCAAGAUCUCAGAGGCAAGCAGGAUAAGUGAUGGUCUGGGGCUGGAACAGAGGAUUCAUGCAUCAGGUAUGGGCGAAAUCAUCGAUGACACAUCUGCUCAUGGUGAUGCUCCAAAACGGAUUAGUCUCAACCCAGACAUGAUUGCUCCAUACAAGAAGGAAGAUUUAGGCCGACCCACCUCAGCAAGAGCCAAGCCUGGAUAUGAGGUGAGUGUGCCAAGGACUCGUUUUUGCUCCUUGUGCUGCAACAGGUAACAUAAUGCUGGGAGAUGGGGAGAUGCCCCUCUGUUGAGAGGAGCUCUAAGAAGCCUAGGCGAGAGGCACGGUGCUCCAACUGUGGAAUUGCUGGUCAUAAGAAAAAUGUUUGUCUAUCAAAGCGGUAUAUGGUGACGAACCAGUGAGAUAACUCGCUGUUUGUUCCUCAGGCUAACACAUUUCGUGUUCACUGAUUUUUUUGGCGCGACCCAAUUAUAACAUUGGUAUUAUUCAUUGGCUGAUUAGACCUACAUUUGUAAUAGGCAGUACAUAUGGCGGGUGUUCUGUCAGUCAUGUAAUGAGUCUAGUUUUUUGUGUGCAUGUAACACUUUACAGAUUUGACAGUGUACCGUGGGGGUGUUCCCUUUUUUUCUGAAUGAAGCAUGGCAUGCUGAUUUGAUAUCGA